CAGCUGCGCAGACUCAGCAGCCCCUCGCGUCGUCACAUCAGGGUUUUCCGUCGCUCUGCACGGAUUUAGUCGACUUAUUUAUUUAAUAAGUCGUUAUAUAAUACACUCCGAGUUAAGACACUCACACUGAUCGUCCUCGAGCCACCAGCGCACCCGAUGCACCUGUCCUCCUGACAGACUUGAAGUGACAACGCUGACCUGGAUAACCGCUGAGCCUGAGUCCCCCACUGAGGCAGGCCUCUGCGAGCAGACGGACUCACAGAGACACCAGCGGACAGACGACAGUGUCAGCAGCUCAUCAGCAGCCUGCGGCUCCAGGAGCAGCAGCAGCAACAGCAGCGUCCAACACUACAUCCUCCUCAUCCUCCUCAUCCUCCUCAUCUUUGUCGCUUCUGACAUGGCAGACCCCAGCCUCACGUCGCCCUCCAGGACCUCGCUGCGCUCCCCCAAUACCUCUCUCACCCUCUCCUUCCCCUUCCUGAGGGAGGGGAGCCGCGUAUGGGAGGAAGGAAAGGAGCCGCCGCUGCCACGGAAUUUGCCCAGCCCGCUGCCAACCAAACGUAACCGCACCUACUCAGCUACGGUACGUGCUCAAGCAGGUCCGACAUUUAAAGGUGUGUGUAAGAACUUCUCCAGGUCACAAGGUCAUGGCUUCAUCCGACCCUCCCACGGCGGCGACGACAUCUUUGUCCACAUCUCAGACAUCGACGGGGAGUACGUCCCAGUGGAGGGCGACGAGGUCACGUACAAAGUGAGCCGGGUCCCGCCCAAGAACCUGAAGGUGCAGGCGGUGGAGGUAAAGAUCACACAUCUCAACCCAGGGACGAAACACGAGACCUGGUCUGGUCAGAUCAUCAGCUCGUAGGCCUGAACUCCAGGGGCCUGGUGGGUCUUGAUGGGCAGGGCUGGGUGGGGGAUGGUUGAUGUUGUGGGACUAAUAAUUCAGUGCUCAAAUCCUCUUUGAAAAGCAUGUUUUACCUGCACAGCAAAGUGUCCAGAGUUAAUAAUAAUUAAUGUGUAGUUAAUGUCCACUUCGAGCUGUCUGCUACACUGAUGGAUUUGCUGUGUACGUAAAACAGACCAUUUAUUCACUGUUUGGAAGAAAAAUGUCUUUAUUUAAAUUUUUUCCAUGGUAGCAGUAACUUAAGUCAGAUUUGAGAUUGGUGGGUAAAGUGAUCAGUGGGGGAUCAAACUUUUAAAUCAGAGAGACCCUUGUGGACCUCGUUUUUCAGAGAGAUCAGCUGUGUAAAGUAAACACUGGGAAAACUGCAAACACAACUGUGGUGCAUGUCUGCAAACUGAGGCAUGACAGCUGAGGGUAUGUGCAAGGAAGAGAGUGAUGUCAGACAAAAGGCUGAAUUGAGUUUUACUUCCCUUCUUUGCAGCUGUUAUGCACUUGUUUACUUCACCAAAGUUUCCAGGAUCACAUGCUGGGUGCAAGUGUGGGUCAGUCAGAUGACUUUUUUCUUACAGCCUACACUGUUUUUACAUCAAGCGCAGACUAUGGUAAGAUGAGGAGAAACUCUGAGUUUAAAUACAGAGAUAAUGGACGUAAGAGCAAGUAGGUGAAGAGAUUUAAUGGAGCAGUGUGGAGGACUUAGGGGGAUAAAUUGGCAGAAAGGAAAUAAAAAAAUAACUGUUUUCUUUAAUGUAUAAUCACCUGAAAAUAAGAAUGUGUCGUGCUUUUGUCACCUUAGACUGAGUCGUUAAAAUCUACAUGGGGAGCAGGUCUUUGUCCAUGAUUCUACAGAAGCCCAGAAGUUGUAGUAGUUAGCAGCCCCCCGUGACGAAAUGAAUUGCGUGAAAAAAACAAACAAAAAAUAAAUGUGAAACUGCUUUAUUCAGUUUUUCUAUUGGUUUAAAUAAUUUUAUCUAUUUGUUUUAGAGAGAGAGAGGCCUCUGCAGAUAAUUCGGCUCCUGAUAAAAACUGCCUGAACGUCUGGACUUGAAUUUAUUGAAGAAAAUAGGUGAACACACAUCAGCAGGGGCUGGGUUAGCAGGCCGUCAGAGCAGAUUUCAGGAACAAAAUGUAAUAAAACUCCAGACUCAAAUUGGUCAAAUAUGUAUACAUUUGUUUAUAUUUUGCACUUGAUUUUUAAGUUAUUUUGAUAAAGUAGACUUUAGGCUUCUUAUUAGGACUGUCAGUACAGUAAAGUAAAAAAAAAAGGAAGUGAGGCCCAAAAAACUAAACCCUUAAAUAUUUGUCAAUAUUAAAAACAUAUCAUAUGAAGUUACUAUCUCACGGAUCUCUUUUGGUCUCUUUGUUGGCGAUAUUUGGUAAUUGCAAUGUGUUUGUUAACUGACUGCCUUCAUUCUGAUAUGCAGUCAGAUCCAGAGCACCGGUUAUCCAAAUUUAGUAAUCUUAAAAGGUUUGUAUAUGAAACACGGUGAAUCAAGACAAAGUUGCUUUGAAAAAACAGCACAAUAGUAAUAUGGAUUAACUGAUCCUAGAUAGUAAAACAUAGGAAUUUUUAAUCUGGAUCAUUCUGAUCUGGAGUGCAUUUUAUGAAUAUUUUGGCCGUGGUGCAUUUGUUUUGGAGAGGAGGAGGCCUCUGUGGAUAAUUUAGCUCCUGAUAAAAACCUCAUGAACAAUGAACACUGAAGGGAGUGGGAGUUCAUGCUUGGUACAUGAGAAAAGUCUCAGCUGGUUGCAAUCUGCAAUUCUCAUCACUAGAUGGCACUAAAUCAGACACACUGCUCCUUUAAAGUAUUGUGUUGUUUUGUGAAAGUAAGUUGAAACGGCAGAUUGACUUCAGCAGGAUGUCACGUAAUCCUCCUUUUUUGGUUUGAGGUUACCAGUUUAGAAACAUGAACUUAGCAGAGAAAAAGAGGGGAAGUUUCAUUAUGAGAGUAAAAGUAAGAAGACGGAUAAAAGCAUGAAGGAAAACUAAAACAGGCAGAUCACGUUAAACCAAGCAUGGAUAUUUCAAAAAUAUUAAAACAUAUUUUGCUGUGAAAGGAAAGUGACUGCAAGUAUUUUCCUGAAAAGUGCAUAUCCUCGGUUGUAUUGUCUUGUUUGCAGUUAUUUAUUUUAUUUAUUUGAUGACUGAUUCAGAUUUGUGUGUCCUCAGAUUGCAAGCUCUAUAUUUUGGGCAAUACAGUCAAAAGUUGCACUCAAGAGAUUUGAACUUCCACUUUGAAAACUGCCAGAAAAAACAGCUCCAGACAAAAAUGUCAGGUCUUUCUCAUUUCAUCUUCUGUUUUAAAAUUUCUGUUUUUUUUCUGGAGCCGGGAAUUACUGAUAAAAAAAAAGUGUUUGUAAAUCUCUUUUCUAUUAUCAGAAAAAAUGUAUCUGUGUGUGAUUUAUUAAGUGUAGUCGGUGUGAUGGUGAACAUCAUAGUUGGUGCCAAAAGAAAUCAUUGUCACAUAAAUGUUUGUAGUUCAGAUUCAGUUAUGUACCGUACUGUAUGUCAUUUUCUAUUAUAUAUCUGUUCCAUGGAGUUUCUAUGCAUCUUGUCUAUCUGUCAGUGUCACUGCUUGAAUUUGUUCAACAUUUAAUUUGGUUAAUUUCUGUCACAUUAAAGGGCACUUUCUUUUGUGGACGAGCCACUGUGGCGGUGAUGCCAUGAUUUCUUCUACUGAGCCUUGAAAGAACAUUAAAGCAUUUUAUGAUUCA
This is a messenger RNA of Plectropomus leopardus (leopard coralgrouper), 3616 nucleotides long. RefSeq names its product cold shock domain containing C2, RNA binding b (gene csdc2b). Gene Ontology annotation, biological process: regulation of mRNA stability. Gene Ontology annotation, molecular function: mRNA 3'-UTR binding. Lineage: Eukaryota; Metazoa; Chordata; Actinopteri; Perciformes; Serranidae. The record is from RefSeq and is a predicted model, not a curated record. Gene Ontology annotation, cellular component: cytoplasm.